This is a messenger RNA of Oreochromis niloticus (Nile tilapia), 885 nucleotides long. Its product is annotated as zinc finger protein 708-like. Gene Ontology annotation, biological process: regulation of transcription by RNA polymerase II; embryo development. NCBI's taxonomy places the organism in Eukaryota, Metazoa, Chordata, Actinopteri, Cichliformes, Cichlidae. Gene Ontology annotation, cellular component: nucleus. The coding region runs from base 1 to 885 and encodes 294 amino acids. The transcript is spliced from 2 exons. The record is from RefSeq and is a predicted model, not a curated record. Gene Ontology annotation, molecular function: DNA-binding transcription factor activity, RNA polymerase II-specific; RNA polymerase II transcription regulatory region sequence-specific DNA binding.
AUGAUAAAAAAACACCAACUCAUCCACAGUGGAGUUAAACCUUACAGCUGUGAGUUGUGUGGAAAGUCUUUUACCCAGGCUGUAGGCUUACAAAGACAUCGACUCAUCCACAGUAGAUUUAAACCUUACAGCUGUGAUGAGUGUGGGAAGUCUUUUACCCAGGCUGUAAGCCUACAAAGACAUCGACUCAUCCACAGUAGAUUUAAACCUUACAGCUGUGAUGAGUGUGGGAAGUCUUUUACCCAGGCUGUAAGCCUACAAAGACAUCGACUCAUCCACAGUAGAUUUAAACCUUACAGCUGUGAUGAGUGUGGGAAGUCUUUUACCCGGACUGGACAUUUAAAAACACACCAACUCAUCCACAGUGGAGUUAAACCAUACAGCUGUGAUGAGUGUGGGAAGUAUUUUACCCGGGGUGGAGACUUAAAAAGACACCAACUCAUCCACAGUGGAGUUAAACCUUACAAAUGUGAGUUGUGUGGAAAGUCUUUUACCCUGACGUUAGGCUUACAAAGACACCGACUCAUCCACAGUGGAGUUAAACCUUACAGCUGUGAGUUGUGUGGAAAGUCUUUUACCCUGGCUGGAGGUUUAAAAAAACACCAACUCAUCCACAGUGGAGUUAAACCUUACACCUGUGAGUUGUGUGGAAAGUCUUUUACCCAGGCUGUAAGCCUACAAAGACAUCGACUCAUCCACAGUAGAUUUAAACCUUACAGCUGCGAUGAGUGUGGGAAGUCUUUUGCCCAGGCUGGACACUUAAAAAAACACCAACUCAUCCACAGUAGAUUUAAACCUUACAGCUGUGAUGAGUGUGGGAAGUCUUUUACCCGGACUGGACAUUUAAAAACACACCAACUCAUCCACAGUGGAGUUAAACCAUAA